AUGACGCUAUCUGUUAGCCCAGCAAGCUUCACCAUCCUCAUUGGUGGCAGACCCAUCCCACCGGAGGUCCUGGGGCAGAUUUUCUCGUACCUCUCAGCGUGCACCAUGAUAUCGAUAUCUCACGUUUGCCACCAUUUCCGCGAGGUGGCUCUUCACUGUUCCAGCCUAUGGACGAGACUUGACUUCGCGGUACCCCGUCCACGAGGAUGGCCAGAGACACGGAUGCUGCUCGACCGCGCCAAGGAUCAGCUCCUUAGCCUGAAGAUCAGUGACGAUGGGUCACCCGAAGCUGACUUUGGCUCUCAAGACCUAGAUGGAGAGGGCGAACGCCUUAUCGAACGUGCAUUGGUGCCGUUUCGUGCUCGUAGCCUCGAUCUAUACUUCUCGGACAAGAGAAUUUUAGGAGUCCUGAGCUUGCUCCAUGAGCCCGCGGAACACCUAGUGCAACUCGAAUUGACAAGCGCAAACAGCUAUAAAGAGUUUAUUCCCGACACCUUUUUAGCUGGACACGCUCCCGCUCUUGAGAUUGUCUGCCUUGACAGAAUCUCGCUUCGAUGGGACUCGCCGCUCUGGAGCGAGAUGCUGAAGCACCUCAGCCUCUUUAACACUCCCAAGGAAACGGAACCCUCUUUUCCAGAACUGCUUUCUCUGCUUAGGAAGACUCCGAGGCUCGAAUCACUUACUCUGGGAGAGAUUACCUUUGAGCUGACCUUGCCGAGCUUCCACGAGGACUCAAUCCCAGAUUCGAACCACGUCGUUUCGCUUCCGUUUCUGCGCGCAUUAUGCUUCUUUGGCAUGUUCGACCGCUAUACGAAUUUUCUAACACACCUCAUACUUCCUCGGGACGUCGCCAUUCGCAUCGAGGCUGAUUUGUACUCCCCCGAAGAUAUAGGUCCACUAUUUCCGAAGUCUUUGUUGGAAGCCAAGUGUACUCGCGAGGUGAAUGCUGACUCGAUGGACACCACUAGGCAAGCCUACUACACUUUGAGUAUUCAUGCCAGAGACGACUCCGAAGGCGAUUCCGAAGGGGACCUCAUAAUGCGGGACUCGGGCAAACAACGAGAAACCUACGAUAUCAGUGUUCACCCAAGCUCGUAUGACGCCUCAGACACGCUCUCCGACCUUGACUUUGCUUCCAUCUUUGACUCGGACGGCUACUUCUCUAUGGUAUGGGUGCCGGGAGAAUAUCACUGCUCGCCUGAUCUCUUUUACGACGAGGUCACGGGCUACUUCGUACCUUACUCGUGUUCUCCUAGGAUUGACGCCAAGUUCACCUGCUACUUUACCGAUGUCUCGGAUCGAGAUCCAAGCUGGAUUCCGCACGACUACCUGUUUUCGACGUUUUUAUCUCCCGCAUGUGCGCGUUUGGACAACAUCGACACGCUGAAGCUAUCUGUGCACAACGAUAACCUCAGCCUGGACUGGACCACUCUUUUCAAGUCGGCACCUCGCGUAAGCCGACUUGUAGUCGAUGUCGAUGAAGGAGAUUUCAGCGCCAUCAUGGAUGCCCUGCAACCGGAGAGGGACUCGGGUAUGUCCCUUCUUCCCGAGCUCUCCCAGCUGUAUCUGUACUGGAAUGGCUACGACGACGACGGCGAAGACGAUGAAUAUAUCGAGUUCUUGAAUCCUUCCACAAUGGUCGACUUCGUGGGACUUUUAUCCGCACGCAAGCAAUCCUCCGUGCGUUCGCUUGACAGACUUGUCAUUCGUGGAGCAGAUUUUGAGACACAGUAUCAAGAGUUUGCUGGGACUUUGGAGGUUCUGCUAUGCGCCUUAAAUUUCCUUGAGGACCGUGACAAGAUUUCUGAAAACCACUUUCCCCUUGACCCUUGCUUUGACCCUCGCCUCGACACUUUGACCCUCGAUGAUUGGCUGACCCUCGCCAUGACCCUUGCCUUGGACCCUGCUUCGCUACGAUCACGAGGGUCUGUUCGCAGGGUGUCAAAACAGCUUUUUGUCUUCCGUACACAAUUCAAUUGGCAAGACAUCACGACGGUUUCGUAUCUUUUGCCCCAAGCGCCCAGCAAUAAACACACAGCACACUACGCCAUGUCGCUUAAUAGCCAGCUUACUCUCUCGAACGGAGCGUCUGUUUUGAGUUACCCUAUCCCCUUCAUCAUGCAGCUACCGACUGAGCUGCUCGCGAGGAUAUUCUAUUUCUGCCUCCCGGACGCAAGGAUUCGACUGACUUGGACCUGCCGACAUCUUCGCGAUGUGGCUCUUGGCAACUGCAGCCUAUGGACAAAAUUUAACAUCCAUCCGUUUGAUGCAUCCACAUUCGAACGAGAGAACACCAAGAUGGCUCGCGCUGGCGAUAGAUAUCCUAUCGACUUGAGAGUCUCCAUUGAUCACCCUCCCAGCGAUGACACGGAUCUUGAUAUCGGCUAUGAUCUACUGGACUGCGCCCUGUCUCCGGAGAGUGCUUGCCGUUACCGGACGUUGGACCUAUGGUUAAUCGCCACCGACACGGCUUAUCCUCUCUCCCAGCUUGUCCACGCUGCCCCUUUGCUGGAGACGCUCAUCGUUAAUAUCGACUACAGUACCGUCGACAUGGAUUGGGAAGAACACUCGCAAUCUCUCUCCGACUCGUUCCUUGGCAACUAUGCUCCGAAGCUACGAACGAUUAUGUUGACUGCUUGUUCGUUAAACUGGAACUCGAACCUGUUUGGGGCUGCUCUGACGCACCUUAGCAUUCAGCACGUAUCCGACUCAGAAGAAUCUGAGUUAAUCGAGAUGCUACGUCUUUUGCAGAGAACCCCAGCGCUUAAGACUCUCAGGCUGGACGGCUCUUUUUAUUGGGAGGAAGUGGACGCUGAAGAUCACCCCCGUCCUGUCGUCUCUUUACCUCAUCUCGAGAGACUUUAUAUCUGCAACCACUCCUUCCCCGAGCUCUUUCUGUUCGUUGGUGGUCUUACUCUGCCUGAUAAAGUCCAGAUCUGCUUCUCUGUGAUGUACAACUGCGCAGCGGACUCCGACGCUCUUCUACCUCGAUCUCUGCUGGAGCCUAAACUCAGACUAGGCAACGGUCAACCUCCUAACAAAACUCUCAGCAUCUACGCGCACGCUUUCUACAACAUCAGUGUCCACACGAGCACGUACGUUGACGCGCUUACGGAGGAUUUGUCCUUUUGGUCAGUUUACGACCAAGGGACCGAGCAUGGAUCAGAGUUAUGCCCCGCCAACACUGAUCACUCGUUCGACGACGUCACGGGCGAAUACAUCCCAAAUACUUCUUAUCCAAGGAUCGACGCUAGUUUCCCGCGUCCUGAGGACGAAGGCACUGAACAUGAAAAUCUGCUGCCCACACUCAUGCCUCUGGCUGGCGCAGGUCUCGAGAAUAUCGAUACGCUCAAACUUGUCACCUCGACCCAUCCAGGACGAGCAGUUGAUUGGAACAUACUUCUCAGUGCCAUGCCCAAUCUGUCGCGACUCGCCCUUGACGUUACACCUUCUGACUUGAUCUCCUUCCUGAAUGCCCUGAGUCCGUCCAGUGUAGACGGAGAGAAAGCUGUACUUGUUCCAAAUCUAAAGGAGCUGUACCUUCAAUGGUGCUACGUCGAAAGCGUUGGACAAGGGAGCCAGAAGACUAUAUCAUAUUCGCCGCCUUCGAAUGCCAUAAACGCUCUAAAGGCUCGCGCGGCAGCAGGGGAAAAGCUCGCUAAAUUCGUCAUGUGUGGAGUGCAGGGGGUAUCAAGAGCGUUUCAGGUCUUUGAGCCCGAACUCAAGUCUACCGCAGCUGUAUUUGAAUGGCGCGAGUGGGCAAUGCGGGUAAACACAGAAAGUUCUUUAGAUUGA
Molecule: messenger RNA, 3795 nt
Organism: Coniophora puteana RWD-64-598 SS2
Lineage: Eukaryota; Fungi; Basidiomycota; Agaricomycetes; Boletales; Coniophoraceae
Exons: 6
Coding region: 1-3795 (1264 amino acids)
Biological process (GO): SCF-dependent proteasomal ubiquitin-dependent protein catabolic process
Cellular component (GO): SCF ubiquitin ligase complex
Molecular function (GO): protein binding
Source: RefSeq, a predicted model, not a curated record